Molecule: messenger RNA, 1999 nt
Organism: Colossoma macropomum (tambaqui)
Lineage: Eukaryota; Metazoa; Chordata; Actinopteri; Characiformes; Serrasalmidae
Gene: gnb5a
Product: guanine nucleotide binding protein (G protein), beta 5a
Exons: 11
Coding region: 138-1199 (353 amino acids)
Biological process (GO): G protein-coupled dopamine receptor signaling pathway; G protein-coupled receptor signaling pathway
Cellular component (GO): heterotrimeric G-protein complex; cytoplasm
Molecular function (GO): signaling receptor complex adaptor activity; protein binding
Source: RefSeq, a predicted model, not a curated record
UCAGCUGUUGCCUUUCUAACAUCCCUCUCUUUCUCAGGACUCCCCCUCUUCCUCUCCCUCUCUCUCCCUUUCUCUCUCUCCAUCGGAAACAUAAUAACCCAUCGCGUGCAGGUGAGGCAAAUUUUCCUUUGGCAAAAAUGGCUGCACAGGAGGUGCAGCCUAGUGAGACCAUAGCCAAGCUGAAAUCAGAGUCGGAGGCGCUGAAGACCAAGCUGGAGGAGGAGAGAGCCAAACUGCACGAUGUGGAGCUACACCAAGUGGCAGAAAAGGUGGAGCCCCUGGGGCAGUUCGUCAUGAAGACGAGGAGAACCCUGAAGGGUCACGGGAACAAAGUGCUCUGCAUGGACUGGUGUAAAGACAAGAGGAGGAUUGUGAGCUCCUCACAGGAUGGAAAAGUGAUUGUAUGGGAUGCAUUUACAACCAACAAGGAGCAUGCGGUGACUAUGCCAUGCACAUGGGUGAUGGCCUGUGCAUAUGCCCCGUCUGGGUGUGCAGUAGCCUGUGGUGGUCUUGACAACAAGUGCUCAGUUUACCCGUUAUCCCUGGACAAGAACGAGAACCUGGCGGCUAAGAAGAAGUCAGUGGCCAUGCACACCAAUUAUCUGUCUGCCUGCAGCUUCACCAACUCAGACAUGCAGAUUCUGACAUCGAGUGGUGAUGGAACCUGUGCACUGUGGGAUGUGGAGAGUGGGCAGCUGCUGCAGAGUUUCCAUGGUCAUGCAGCUGAUGUACUUUGCCUGGAUCUCGCCCCCUCUGAGACUGGCAACACCUUCGUCUCUGGGGGCUGUGAUAAGAAGGCGAAUGUAUGGGACAUGCGCUCGGGGCAGUGCAUCCAGUCAUUUGAAACACAUGAGUCAGAUAUUAACAGCGUGCGAUACUAUCCUAGUGGGGAUGCCUUUGCCUCUGGCUCUGAUGAUGCUACUUGUCGUCUCUAUGACCUGAGGGCAGACAGAGAAGUGGCAAUCUAUUCCAAGGAGAGCAUCAUAUUUGGAGCUUCCAGUGUGGACUUCUCUCUCAGUGGCCGGCUACUGUUUGGCGGCUACAAUGACUACACCAUCAACGUUUGGGAUGUUCUGAAAGGAACUCGUGUGUCCAUUUUAUUUGGACAUGAGAACCGAGUUAGUACACUCCGUGUUUCUCCAGAUGGGACAGCGUUCUGCUCAGGGUCGUGGGACCACACUUUACGGGUUUGGGCCUAAGGACUGAUCGUCAGGUGGAGUGUGGUAACUGCAAGGUGCUGUCUGGCUUCAUCAUCAACAUCAAGAUUCACUAGAACGUCUAGAAACUCAGCGCGUGGGAUUAAAAAGAAAUGCACAGUAGAGUAGAACAGGGUUGAGAAUGACAGUAGUUUAUACUCAGACAUACAGACCAGAGCACAAGCCUGUUUGCUUAUUUUGUUAAAAAAAAAUAUACAGGAUUAGAACCAGGUUCUUGGCCUAAAACACUGUACAUACAACAUCUACAGUAUACGACCCACUGUCCUGGUUAAUUUAUACCAACGUUUCUGUAAUAAAAACUGGUCCUCUCCUUGCAAACUCCUGUAAUCACCCAUUACAUCUUAUGAUCUUGUUCAGGGCAUCCAACUGAAUUAACCCUUAUUCUGUAGAUAUACAGUAUAACUCAGUUAACAUAUCUAAACUUCAUCUCUGUUCUGUAUUAAUUCAGUCUUAAGGCUGAAUGCUGAUGGCUGUUUGUAGGAGGCUGGUGUACUGAGUUGAAACUCAAAUGAUUUAUAGUUUGAGUCUAUUUGACUAGCAAAUCAGCCAGCAGAAAUAACAGAGGGAUUUUUUGUGCUGAUUGCUACUCUAAUAUGCAGACAAUCCAUACUCAGUUGAAAUUAUACAAUAUCAUGUGCUCUCUGAUAUUUAUAUAUAUAUACACAUGUCUGAUGGUAAUAUUUGCACUAUAGUAACAGUUACUACUGUAGCGGAGUGUAUAUAUCAUAAUAACUGACCACUAUAAUAGUAUCAUCCAAAAUAAAUGAGUUUUACAAAUUGAA